This is a messenger RNA of Panicum virgatum (switchgrass), 1325 nucleotides long. RefSeq names its product glycine-rich cell wall structural protein-like. The record is from RefSeq and is a predicted model, not a curated record. NCBI's taxonomy places the organism in Eukaryota, Viridiplantae, Streptophyta, Magnoliopsida, Poales, Poaceae. The transcript has a single exon. Bases 193 to 1014 code for a protein of 273 amino acids.
AGCUGAGACGCGAGGUCGCGCGCGCGCAACUACCUGCAUUAACUCAACAGGGUAGGCGACUAGGCGCCACUCUGCCCCGCUAUAUAAGCGCACCGAGCGAGCUCGGUCCUCUUCGUCCAGCUCCAGAUCAAGCAGCAGGGUUACUACUAGCUACUUGACUCUAGUAGUGAGCUAGCUCUCGGUUUGGCCGACAUGGGGAGGGCGCCGAGGGGUGUGUGGAGCAUGGCGCUUCUGGGGCUGGCCGUCGCGGUGGUUCUCGCGGUGGCCGCCGAGGCGCGGUCCUUGGAGAAGCAGAGCUUGUGCGGUGGCGGGUGUGGGCUUGGUGGCGGAGGAGGGUACGGCGGCGGCGGCGGUGCUGGGCUUGGUGGUGGCCUUGGGCACGGUGGAGGGCUUGGAGUUGGGUUCGGAGGAGGGAAAGGUGGUGGGUUCGGCGGGGGUGCAGGUGGUGGAGGCGGCCUCGGGGAUGGGGGUGGUUUAGGUGGUGGCUCCGGCGGAGGCAGCGGGCUUGGUGGUGGUUAUGGCGGUGGCGCUGGUGGAGGAGUUGGCGGUGGCUCCGGGGAAGGCGGAGGGCUUGGUGGUGGUUCCGGGGGAGGUGGUGGACUUGGUGGAGGAGGAGGCGCUGGGGCUGGUGGUGGCUACGGCGGAGGAGCCGGUGGAGGCACUGGCGGUGGAUACGGCGGAGGUGCCGGUUCCGGGGGCGGCUAUGGCGGAGGUGCCGGUGCAGGAGGCGGCUAUGGCGGAGGUUCCGGUGCAGGAGGCGGCUAUGGCGGCGGAGCUGGUGGAGGCAGUGGCGGUGGAUAUGGCGGGGGCGCAGGCUCAGGAGGCGGCGCGGGUGCAGGAGGCGGCUACGGUGGAGGAGCUGGCGGUGGCGCCGGUGGUGGCUACGGCGGAAGUGCUGGCGGUGGCGCAGGUGGAUGCUACGGUGGCGGUGCUGGCACUGGUGGUGGCUUUGGCUCUGGCGGCGGUGGAGGCUAUGGCGGUGGCGCCGGGGGUGGCAUCGGCGGCCGUGUCUGAUUCAGCCUCUGGCAUGCAUGGCGAUCGCAUGCAAGUGUUCUGCGCACACCCUUGACGGUGUCGGUGAGAUGCGGAGUCAAGCAUGUCAUCGCUGCUACAAGUCUAUACCGAGCACACUCUCUGCGAGACGACAGUGAUAAACAGAAAAAUAACGUUGCAACUUGUUUAGUCAAUGGUAGCUGUACAACGGUCGUUUAUACGGUAUAUAUACACACACACUGUUAGCGGCAAGGUGAACGGAUCGCAUCGCAUUUGUACUGUGUCUUGUAUUGUAUCUCGUCGGAAUAAACAAAUUAUCAUGAGCUAGUACA